AUGCUAUCGCCGCAGUCGUUUGAGCGAGCAAACUCGCUCGUCGCCGUCCUCGUCGACAGCUCCAGCAAUGCCUCGUCCGGCGGCGGGCCGCACCCGUCCAUCCCCCAUCUCGUCCUGCUCGUCUUCGAAGCGGUGCUCGAGGUCGUCUGUGUCAGUCUGCCGGGCUACAUCAUUGCGCGCAUGGGCAUGUUCGAUGCAGAGUCGCAGAAGUUCGUCGCCAACCUCAACGUCAUGCUUUUCACUCCUUGUCUCAUCUUCACCAAGCUCGCAUCCCAGCUCACCGCAGGCAAGCUCGCCGAUCUCGCCAUCAUACCGGUCCUCUUCUGCAUCCAGACUCUGAUAUCUUAUAUCUCUGCCGUCAUAGUCUCACGCUGCUUCGGCUUUAAGAGGCGCCAGUCUAACUUUGUCAAGGCCAUGGGAGUGUUCGGAAACUCGAAUUCGCUGCCCAUUUCGCUGGUUAUAUCGCUCUCCCAGACUCUGUCCGGCCUGCACUGGGACAAGAUUCCCAACGACAACGAUAGCGAGGUCGCAGCGCGAGGCAUCCUGUAUCUGCUCAUCUUCCAGCAACUUGGCCAGGCCGUCCGUUGGAGCUGGGGAUACCACGUUCUCCUUGCCCCCGGUGAGGCCUACCUACGCGACGAAGAGGAGAUCGCCAAUGCUCGGCUGGACGACGUAGACAGGUACCUCGAUGAGCCAGAGCUCGAUUCGGCUCGCACCGCCGUCAACAGCGGACAGGUCACCCCAGCAGCUAGGUCCACACAUUCCUCUUCCUCAGAGGACUUGCACAUCGAAUCCGGCUUUCAGACCCCUGUUCUGGAGCGACACCGUCCAUAUGCCAAAACCAACUCCAAGAAUGGCCGUUCAGAUGACGACCCCGACCAUCCAAUCCUCGUCCUGCCUCAUGGCCAAUUCAUUGCUCGGCCAGACCACGAUGACGACCUAAUUCACUUCCCCCCCGUCCAAGAACAAGAUCAGAAAAAACAAUUGCUCCAAUCCAUCCUCGCCUCCAUCACCAAAUUCAUACACUCCGUCUCGCAAAAAUCCUUCGCAGCACUCCCUCUCCCACUCCAGAAACUCUUCAGCUGGAUCUCCUCUCGCCUCACCUCAUUCUUCUCCGGCCUCUGGGCCUUCAUGAACCCUCCCCUCUGGGCCAUGCUUGUCGCCGUCCUAGUGGCCUCCAUCCCUUCCAUCCAACGCGUCUUCUUCACCCCCGGAAACUUCCUAAGCAACUCCGUCACCCGCGCUGUGAAACAAUCGGGCGGCGUCGCCGUGCCACUCAUUCUAGUCGUUCUAGGAGCAAAUCUGGAACGAAGCACGUUGCCCAAGGACGCCCUGACGGACGAUGAAGAUCCAAAGGAAGAACGGAAACUCAUAGUUGCAUCGCUGGUGGCUCGUAUGGUUCUGCCAACGCUUAUCAUGGGGCCCAUACUGGCGUUAACAGCCAAGUACGUGCCCGUCAGCAUAUUGGAAGACCCAAUCUUCAUCGUCGUGUGCUUCUUGCUGGUCGGCGCCCCGUCUGCCCUCCAGCUGGCGCAGAUAUGUCAGAUCAACAAUGUCUAUAUGGGCGCCAUGUCGAGGAUAUUGUUCCAUUCCUAUGUUAUCUGGAUCCUACCCUCGACACUCAUACUAGUAAUAUCGGCACUGCAGGUGGUGCAGUGGGCAGCCAACUAG
Molecule: messenger RNA, 1671 nt
Organism: Microsporum canis CBS 113480
Lineage: Eukaryota; Fungi; Ascomycota; Eurotiomycetes; Onygenales; Arthrodermataceae
Product: auxin Efflux Carrier superfamily protein
Exons: 3
Coding region: 1-1671 (556 amino acids)
Biological process (GO): transmembrane transport
Cellular component (GO): membrane; endoplasmic reticulum
Source: RefSeq, a predicted model, not a curated record